Messenger RNA from Pieris napi, 2654 nucleotides. Its product is annotated as phytanoyl-CoA dioxygenase, peroxisomal-like. Gene Ontology annotation, molecular function: phytanoyl-CoA dioxygenase activity. The record is from RefSeq and is a predicted model, not a curated record. Lineage: Eukaryota; Metazoa; Arthropoda; Insecta; Lepidoptera; Pieridae. The transcript has 8 exons. Bases 810 to 1715 code for a protein of 301 amino acids. Gene Ontology annotation, biological process: fatty acid alpha-oxidation.
ACUGCGACAGUUAAUUACAAGUUAUUUCUUUAUAGAAGGUCAAGGUUAAAUUCGACGUAAUAAAUAAAUUAAUCAUGGACAACUUAAUAAAAGUCGUAGGUACAUUGCGAUGGACAAAUACUAUUUUAGGUGUCAAUUAUUAUAAGCAAUUAGGUGCAAUCUAAACAAAUAUUAUAGUUAUUCAUUGUUUUAUGAUUUAACUCCCAAGCAAUGUUUGUCAUUUGAACUUUAAUGCUAAUUUUGUAUGUAAAUUAUUUAAAUAGUUGAAAAAGUCGUACUGAUAUAAAAACGGAUAGGUAUUUUAAAACCAUUUUGCACAUGAAGAAGACGUAACAAGGUCACGUGUUAGAAGUAUUCUUCCCAUAUUAUGUAAAAUUAAACUUUACAUACUUUGUAAUAAAGAUAUUUUAGAUUCGUCACAGCCUAAGAUCUCGUGAAUUUGUAGCACAUAAGCUAAUACUAAAGAAUUAUUGUAACCAGCGAGAGUGUUAUGAAUAUCUCUAGUAAGUUAAAAAGAAAUAGUCAAUUGACUAUACGAAAUAAAAUAAAAUCACUUCAAAACAUAUUGGAAGGUGUUUAAAUACUUAAACAUAUAAUUAAAAGUUAUUUCUGGAGAAACACUUAACUUGUUUUCUUACAAUUUAUUUAGAGGAUUUUACGGACUCUUGAGUUGGUAACACUUUAAUAAUUGCGAAUUGCGAUUAAAAUGUUUGACACUACUGUCUACUGUCUACAACUAACAACAGUACAGUUUUUAAUUUAACUUAGAGCAAUAUACUUGUUGCAAAUUGCAAUUUUAUUCAAAUACUAUGGAAUCCUCGACGGCUGCAGAGAUUAAGCCUCAUCCAAAUUGUGUGGCUGUAGAUAACAACUACUUUUUAUCAGCAGAACAAAAACAGUUUUAUCUAGAAAAUGGGUACCUUGUUAUAAAACGGAUAUUUGAUUUUGAUGAAUUAUACAACUUUAAACAGCAUUUUAUUCGUAUUGCCAAAGGACUGGUGGAUAAAGGAAAUUCAACAGUAGUUCGUGAGCCUUCUCUUGUCAAGAAGGGGAUGACAGGAGAGCAGGCCAUUAAUAAGGUCCAGGAGAUCCAUUAUGACGAUGUAUUUAUGAAAUAUACAGAGCAUCCAAAACUGUUGAAUGUUGUCUCACAGUUCAUUGGUGAUAACAUACGAGUGAUGAAUAGUAUGUUUAUCAAUAAACCACCUGGCAGUUCUCAUCACCCACCCCAUCAGGACCUAUUUUACUUCCCCUUUCGUCCUGCAGAGAAAAUCAUAGCGUCAUGGACAGCUGUUGAUGAAGUCACGAAGGACAAUGGCUGCCUCUUCAUCAUACCACGGUCUCACAAGUUGAAUCAUUUGUAUGUACAUGGGCAUUUGCCGGAUGCAAAUAAAUUGUACCACGGUAUAUUAGACAAGUCGGUGUUUGACAGCAGCAAGUAUGUCCAGUUGGAGAUGACUCCCGGAGAUACAGUGUUCUUUCAUCCCUUACUUGUUCAUGGAUCUGGACCAAAUAUUACUAAGUUCUACCGCAAAUCGAUAACGGCUCACUACGCCAGCGGUUACUGCCAGUAUGUGGACGUAGGUGGGACUGUCCAAGAGGUUGUCGCCAAAGAUAUUGAGAACGAAGCCCAAAGGAGAGGGUUUGACCUCACUUUUGUGGAUACUUGGCGUUUUAAAAGCAAGCAAGUGAUGGGAGCGAGAGCAAACCUAUAAAAGGUCCAGUCCAGACGUAACUUUUAUGAUGAUACUUAUAUAUGUAUAUAAGACAUUCCUUUAUGUGAAAACAUUUUGUGGUUAUGGUUUAUAGAUGUCGCUCAUAAAAUCUAUUGCUGCCAUUCCCUUUCUUUUUUUAUAUUUCUGUCGACAUUUGACUAUCUUAAAAGAGUAACCGUUUUUGGUAUUUGUGUAUAGACUCUAUACUAAUUGUGUGGACAGAAACAACGCUACAAUGGUAAGUCAGUAAUGUUCCGGUUAAUAUCGUCCUGUGUCGAUAUUUUUAUCGAGCGGCAAUAACUAUUUUAAUACAAGAAUUAUUCAACCAUAUUAUAUAGUAAUUUCAGAGAUUUUUAUUAGAGUCAUUUUACACUUUUAAUAUGCGUAAGUAAUUGGUAAUAUACGUAAUAUGGUAAUGGAUAGUUGGUAGAUUGAUUCAUUUUUACAGUAUUAAAUGUUGUUUUUGAAAACCAUAAAUUGUGACCAAUUUGUAUUACCGUCACAAAAAACUCCUGUUUUUUUUAAUAAAUAAAAAAAUAUCUUAUUAUUUUUAAAAAAAUCGACGCUUUCGGCCGUCAAAAACUGUAAUAUUGUAAUUUUACGUGUGUAAGGCUGUAUAAUUUUGAUGUAAAUUUCCUUUUAUGUAAUCAAUUUUACGAUGGGAUUUGGGGACGCCACAAAUAUAUUAUUUAAAAAAUGAUAUUAAGAUUUAUACUAUGUUAUUUUUAAUUAAUUGAUAUGGUGCAAUAAUAAGCUGUAUUAUGAUAUUAACUGUGAUAGUUUGGUGCUUUUAUAAAUUUUAUAUAGUGUUAAAAUACAAAGAGUUGAGAGUUAAACAUGUACUUUGACUAGAAAUAUUUUUCACCUGGGUGCUAUAUUAUGAAUAACAAGAAAACACAUUGUACUAAAAUACAUUUAUUAAUAAAUCUAUGGUUUGGU